Frankliniella occidentalis (western flower thrips) is the source of this 1614-nucleotide messenger RNA. RefSeq names its product calcium-binding protein P. NCBI's taxonomy places the organism in Eukaryota, Metazoa, Arthropoda, Insecta, Thysanoptera, Thripidae. The record is from RefSeq and is a predicted model, not a curated record.
GUGGCCACCGCGCUGUUGGCGUGGUGCGCGGUCGACGGCCGUCCCCAGCCCGGCACCACCGGGGGGAAGCACAACGAGGACCUGGACGGCAUCGGCGACGACCUGGAGGACUUCCUUAAGCACAAGGACCAGAACAACAACCACCGGCUCAGCGACACGCAGAACGUGUUCCAGCAGAACAGGAACACGAAGAAGCCCUCGUCAUCGUCGGGCUCGGACCUCCUGUCGGACCUGCUCAAGUUCGGCCAGGGCGGCGGUGGCAGCCUGAGCUCGCUGGGCUCGCUCGGCGGCCUGAGCAGGCCGUCCAACCCGUCCAGCAGCGUGCAGUACCCGUCCAGGCCCGCCCAGGCCAGCGCCCCGGCCAGUCCGCAGUACCCCGCCAGGCCCGCCCCCGCCAGCCCCAGCCGGCCCGCCUCCGUGCCAUCCUACCCCAGCUACCCCACCGGAGCCGGCUCGGGCGGCAAUCGCGGCGGCUCGCUGUACCCCCAGGUGCCCCAGGUCCCCGCCGGCGGCGGGUGGGUCGCCCCCAGCAGCGGCGGCAGCUCGGCCCCCAGGUACCCCAGCUACCCGAGCUACCCCGCGCCCGCGUCCAACUACCCCAGCUACCCGUCGUACACCAACUACCAGCGCGGCAGCCCUAACCCGUACCCCGGCUACCAGCAGCCCGCAUACCAGCAACCGGCGUACCAGCAGCCGGCCGCUUAUCCCGGCUACCAGCAGACCUACCCCGGCUACCAAACCGUGCAACGUUACGACCCUCGCAACCCCCCGCCACCCCAGAAGAAGGAGUCCUCCAGUGUCACCAAGAGCGUGUCCAACUUCUUCAAAAAGAUCUUCUCUUAGGCGCCUGACUGGUAGUGUAGAGAUGUGGGCCUACUAACCGGUGACUGCAAUUUUUUUUUUUUUUUGCAUACUGUGAGAACGAAAUCAAUUAUGUGUGACCCACCCUCUGCCGACGGGGAUUUUGAACACUCUCUUGCCAAAGACCGCAAUAUUUUCUUGAUCUUGGCAAUAUAAAAAGUUUUAAGGUUCUUCCAUGUUCCUGUCGUUUUUGUUACGUUUUUUUUUGUUAUGUGAUGGAUCUGCGUGUUGUCAUUACGUUCCAUGGGUCAUGAUUGCAAUCAUGGCUUUCUGCGAAUUGUUUUUAGAAAGGUGUUACCUCGGUUACCUCCCAUGUAGCUCUGAUUUGAUGUUCCUUCUCUCUUAUCUUUCUUAUUGUAAGUUGUCAUUGUUCUCUCCAUGGAUAAUUGAAAUAAAUGUUAAGGCUUAUAUUCAGGCGUGAAGUAUUCAUCUUGCCAUAGCAUAUAUAUUAGUUUGGGUUACGAAAAUAUUUGCAUUUAAAGACUAUACUCUGUCUGUGCUUUCCUUUCUUCCGACACGUCAAAACUUUUAUUGUUUUUUGAGUCGAGCUUGUUUUGUGAUAUUUUGAUAAUCAAAACCAGACUUGUAAAAAGAUGUCCAACGACAUUCGUGACAAGCGACGAACACGUGCUUUACGCUAGGUGCGCUCAUUUGCGAAAGGCGAAUGGAGUUUUGGUCGAGCGGUUAGCACGCUGAUUGUUAUGUUGUAUUGUAUUUUAAUUUGUACACAAAAAUAAAGUUUUUAAAAAAAUC